Messenger RNA from Protobothrops mucrosquamatus (brown spotted pit viper), 1004 nucleotides. RefSeq lists its product as uncharacterized. Lineage: Eukaryota; Metazoa; Chordata; Lepidosauria; Squamata; Viperidae. The record is from RefSeq and is a predicted model, not a curated record. The transcript is spliced from 4 exons. Bases 90 to 758 code for a protein of 222 amino acids.
UUUGACGCGUCUCCUCUGGCGCCGAACGGUGCUGUGCGCGCACGGGAGAGAGAAGCGGGCGACGAAGCGUUUGGCUGGAUUUCUCCCCGAUGGGUAAACAGAUCCCCGACGUCUGCGGGCCCCUGUCCCCGAAGGAGAAAAUGCAGGCUGACAAAAAGGGGGCGACUUGUUACACGGGCAUGAAAUACAGGAUUUGCUGCGGGGUGCUCGUUGCCCUCCCUUCCCUCGUAUUCCUCGUUUUCCUGAGUUUGUACCUGCGGUCCCUCUAUUCGGAUCCGGUCAAGCAGGUGAAGGAAUGCCAAGUGGAGCUGCAGAACCGAACUUCCCACAUGCGGGCUAGCCUCGACUUCCUUGGGAAGCGCGUGGAGGAGACGGAUAGCGACCUGGAGGAGGCGAGGGCCGAAAGAGACGGGCUGCGAGCCGAACUGGCGGUCGCUAACCGGAGCCUGGAGAAGACUAGGGAGGACUGGGGCUCCUGUCAGGAACAACUGAAAAGUUUGGAAAAGAAUGCCACAUCCCAAGUGAAGGAAGCUGUCCAGCGAGAAAUGGAGAAAAACAAAGUUGCUGAAGAGGAGAUUAAACAGCUUAAGCAACAACUCUCCAACUUACAACAGACGAAGGAGCAACAACAAAAGGCGAUUCAGCAUCUGGAGGAUCAGCUCAUGCAACAUAAACCUGUUGAGCGCUCAGAGGGAGGCCUUCUCCUCGGGCCUUCUGUGGUCCUUCUCCCACUUGUCCUUGCUGGACUCCUUCUCUAGUCCAUUUGGACUCUGGUCAAGUUGGGGUGGGGUGGGGAAGUGUCAAGCCUCACCCUACUUCAUCUGCAUAUCCAUACCCCUUCUUCAGGACUGGAACCUGAUUCUGAUGCCAGACUUGGAUGUUUAUCUACUGUGAUAACUCAGAUUUUGGGCACAGCAGUGGAAUUGCCAGAGCUUGCAUUACAUUGCACCAACUGUUACAUCGAAUUUGGCAAAUAAAGUUAACUUUUGUUUAUGUUAAUAACC